CUGUCACUGAGUCCCGGUGAAGAGCGAAGAUGGAGGUAACCCAGGCUGUCCGCGCGCUCGGCAAGUCGCUGCUGCUCGUGCUGCUGUGGUCCCAAUGUGAGGGCAGAGAGUCGGAGCUCAACUACGUGACCUGCGGCUCGCUGCUCAAGCUGCUCAACACCAGACACAACGUGCGGCUGCAUUCCCACGACGUCAAGUACGGCUCAGGCAGUGGGCAGCAGUCUGUAACUGGAGUUGAAAACGCAGACGAUGCCAACAGUUACUGGCAGAUCCGUGGGAAGCCCGACCGGCCGUGUCAGCGCGGCGUCGCCAUCAAGUGUGGCGAGGCCAUCCGCAUCACACAUAUGAAGACCAGCCGCAACCUCCACACACACAACUUCAUCUCCCCCCUGUCCAACAACCAGGAGGUCAGCGCCUUCGGGGAGAAUGGCGAGGGCGACGCCCUGGACACGUGGACGGUGCAGUGCGACGGCGACCACUGGGAGCGCGACGAGGCGGUGCGCUUCAAGCACGUGGGCACCGACGUCUUCCUGAGCGUGACCGGCGAGCAGUACGGCCACCCGAUCCGCGGGCAGCGCGAGGUGCACGGCAUGAGCGCUGCCAACCAGCACAACUGGUGGCGCUCCAUGGAGGGCGUGUUCCUCAUGCCCAGCCAGGUGCCGCUGCGCCACGACGAGCUGUGACCUGGUCACCGGGGGACGUUGUGAACGCCUGGUCAUGUGACCGCAUGGUCACUGGGGCCAAACGACGUUGUGUGUGUGUGAAUGAUGCAGAAUAUUGGACUGACUUCCAAUAGAGGGUUUAUAAAGGAGAAGAACAACGUUACGACUAACUGGAGAACAACAGUCACGGUUGUUAUUUGUAGUUUCUCUGUUGACAGAUUGAUAGUUUUUUUUGGUCUUUUUUUUUUUCAAUUGACAACAUUUUACAAUAUCUAGUAAAUGUGAACGUCAUCAAGCGAAAACCAAACUUUUUUAUCUCUUUAUUUUUAUGUUAUUGCAAUUUAAAUGUCUUUCAAGUUUUGAUUGUUGGUUGGACAAAAAAAAGCUGUUGUCAAAUUGGCCUCUGAGAUGUAUAUAUUAAUAUAUGUAUAAGUAUAUAUAUUUAUGUAAUUUAUAUAUAUAAUUUAUAUGAAUUAUAUAUCUAAUUAAUAUAUAAAUAUAUAUUAUAUAUUUAUAUAUAUAAUUCAUAUAUAUUAUUAAUAUGUAUACAUAUUUAUUAUACAUAUAUUUAUUAUUCAUAUAUAUAUUUUAAUUUAAAAAAUAUAUAUAUAUGAAUUAAUUAAUUUGAUCAAUGAAGGUAAAUAGUAGAUUCUAUGGUUUCCAUGGCUGAAUGUUUGGGGGCUGCAGCUCUUCCAUGAGGACCACGUCUCACCAGACGUCUCCGGGCUGUACUCUAGUACCAGAGUCCAGCCGGUGUGGUACCAGUUCAGCAGGUCUAAUGGGGUCUGCCCCAGAGCCGUGUGUCUGCUAACCUGCUUCUGUCGUCCAGGAGGCGCCCUGAAGGUCUUCUGGACUCUGUGAUGUCACAUCACAGCUGAGAGUUGAACCCAGCCUGUCUCCAGGAGGGUUAGUUUCCUCUUGAUUACUUUGGGCUGGUAUAAAGACUAGUCCACAUUUAGCUGGGUGUUUAUAAGUUCUGUGAAACCAUAUCUUAUAAUAUUCACUUACACAUUAAUCUGAGAACUGUUUUGAUCCACAUGAGUUUAUUCAAUCGUCAUUAAACUACGUGAUGACAUCACUGUUGACAUGGGAA
This is a messenger RNA of Pseudoliparis swirei, 1755 nucleotides long. RefSeq names its product stromal cell-derived factor 2-like 1 (gene sdf2l1). The transcript is spliced from 3 exons. The record is from RefSeq and is a predicted model, not a curated record. NCBI's taxonomy places the organism in Eukaryota, Metazoa, Chordata, Actinopteri, Perciformes, Liparidae. The coding region runs from base 30 to 683 and encodes 217 amino acids.